AGGGCUGCUUCCAUUGUUAUUGUCUAAAGAUAGAACAUAUGAAGAUUCCUUUCUCUUUAUAUACAUACUUCAUCAACAACAACUAGUGCAGCAGCAUCCAUGGCCAUUGCUACUUCUUCCUUCCUCUGUUUCCUCCUGUCAUGUUCUCUUCUCUUGGCCCAUGGAGGAGAGAUAGCAGAUAGCCAUCAUCAUGUAAUUGUGACCAAUUCUCUCAUUCCUGCAAAAACUUGCACUCAAUCCCCCAAAGUUUCAGGUUCCAAUCAGCUGAGGAAGUUACAAGUGGUUCACAUAAAUGGGCCUUGUUCACCAUUAGGCCAGGGGAAGAAAACAAAUCUUAAUCUUGGCCAAAUCCUCCUCCAAGAUGAACUCCGAGUCCGCUCCAUCCACUCCAGAAUCUCCAACUCCAAACAGUCCCCCUUAGCAGAUUCUAAGGCUAAAAUCCCAGCCAAGUCUGGCCGCUCCCUUGGAACCGGAAACUUCGUCGUCAAUGUCGGGCUCGGCACACCAAAGCGAGAUCUCACGCUCAUCUUCGACACCGGCAGCGACCUCACUUGGAUUCAAUGCAAGCCAUGUGCCGUCAACUGCUACCAGCAAAACGAGCCAACCUUCGACCCUUCCCAGUCAUCCACCUACUCCAACAUCUCCUGUGGCUCGGCGGAGUGCACCCAAGUCGGGUUGGCCACCGGCAACUCCCCGAGAUGCAGCUCUACUUGCAUCUAUGGUGUCCUAUACGGAGACAACUCCUACUCCGUUGGAUUCUACGGUCGAGAAACACUAACCUUGAGCGCUUCUGAUGUGUUCCCCAACUUUGAAUUCGGCUGUGGCCAAAACAAUCGUGGGCUCUUCGGCAGUGCUGCCGGGUUGCUCGGCCUUGGACGGAACCAGAUUUCUCUGGUGUCUCAGACUGCUACAAAGUUCGGGAAAAAGUUCUCUUACUGUCUCCCGUCGACAAGCAGCGGAACUGGGUUCUUGGCAUUUGGGAACCAAGUGGGCACCUCCUCUUCCAGCGUGAAGUAUACAUCUCUAUUGACAGAUUCUCGGGGCAACUCCUUCUAUUUCGUCCCACUGUUGGGCAUAAGCGUUAAGGGACAGAGAUUGGCAAUCCCACCAACGGCUUUCACUUCCUCCGGAACCAUCAUAGAUUCCGGCACCGUCAUCACUCGCCUGCCUCCGGCGGCCUAUGCGGCACUCCGGUCAGCGUUCCGGCAAGCAAUGUCCAAGUACCCAUCUACUUCAUCGCUUUCAAUCUUGGACACAUGCUAUGACUUGAGCGGAUACAACACGGUGACGAUACCUACGAUCACGUUGCAUUUUGGAGGCGGCACUGGCCUCGCCGUGGACUCGUCCGGGAUUCUUGUUGUGGCAAGCUUGUCUCAGGUUUGCUUGGCCUUUGCUGGAAAUAGCGAUCCCAGCGAUGUGGCCAUCCUUGGGAAUAAGCAACAACAGACGUUCGAGGUGGUUUAUGAUGUAACAGGAGGAAAGUUAGGAUUUGGCGCUGGAGGAUGCAGCUAAUAAGUGAAGCUGAAGAUUUGAUUAAUUAAUCAAGUGAAAAUAAUAUGAAAGAAGUGGCAUGGAAGAGGAAGUAGAAUAAAUGCAAAGAAAGAAAACAGAAGAAAAGAAAAAAAAGAAGAAAGGAAGAAAAAGAAAUGGGGAGAUGGGUAAAGAAUCUGGGGGAGAAAAUAAAAGCCUAAUAACCAGUUUGUAAUCCAUGAAUUACAGGGAGAUAUCAAAUCUCUUGCCAGAAGAAAAAGAAAGUGGGCAAAUCCACAGAGGCCAUGUUCGGCCACAUAAACACUGAAACUGUAAUGGAUUUGAAAAUUGGAAAGGAAAGUAAGAAAUUAAGUAGGUAUGUAGUGGUGCUUUGUUUCA
This is a messenger RNA of Nelumbo nucifera (sacred lotus), 1869 nucleotides long. RefSeq names its product aspartyl protease family protein At5g10770-like. Lineage: Eukaryota; Viridiplantae; Streptophyta; Magnoliopsida; Proteales; Nelumbonaceae. Gene Ontology annotation, biological process: proteolysis. The record is from RefSeq and is a predicted model, not a curated record. Gene Ontology annotation, molecular function: aspartic-type endopeptidase activity.